Messenger RNA from Salvelinus sp. IW2-2015, 1079 nucleotides. RefSeq names its product zinc finger protein 660. Lineage: Eukaryota; Metazoa; Chordata; Actinopteri; Salmoniformes; Salmonidae. The record is from RefSeq and is a predicted model, not a curated record. Gene Ontology annotation, biological process: regulation of transcription by RNA polymerase II. Gene Ontology annotation, molecular function: RNA polymerase II cis-regulatory region sequence-specific DNA binding; DNA-binding transcription factor activity, RNA polymerase II-specific.
ACCGUUCCUGUCAGGAUCCACAGGAACCAGAGAACCUGAGGGCCCAAGCUGCUUAAGUUGACUGGGAUUCUCUUUUUAGAGAGAGACAACCUCCAUCAGGAGCAGCUCAACAACACCAGGAGAAUCAGCAGAAACCCAAGACAUUUCACGCCUGUCCAGUGUGUGGAAGACACGCCAAAAGUUACCAUCCUGCAGACCACAUGAGGAUCCACACGGGAGAGAAGCCGUACCCCUGCCCCGACUGGGCAAGAAGUUCGCUCACCUGGGAGCCAUGAGACGACACCUACUCACACACACGGGAGAGAAGCCUUACUCCGCUCUGUGUGUGGGAAGAGUUUCACCCAAUCAGGACAUCUGAAAGAGCACCAACAGUCUCACUCCGGAGAGAAGCACCACUGUCUGAUCUGUCUGAAACAGUAAUCAGAGCAGAAGAUCUGAAGAUUCACCACAGAGUUCACACGGGAGAAAGGCCCUACCGCUGUGCAGAGUGUGGCAAGAGCUACAUCAGGUCAAAGAAUCUCCGGGCUCACAAGCUGACUCACCAGAGGACAGGAAGUGGUAAAAGGACGGGGAGAUGGCAGCUACUAUCCAGGUGAAAGUGAAGGAGGAGGAAGAAGAGGAGGAGGUUGGUGGUUUUAUCAAUGCUGAAGGAGAGGAGGAGGAAGAGGAGUCGGUUGGUGGUUUCAUCAAUGCUGAAGGAGAGGAGGAAGAGGAGUCGGUUGGUGGUUUCAUCAAUGCUGAAGGAGAGGAGGAAGAGGAGUCGGUUGGUGGUUUCAUCAAUGCUGAAGGAGAGGAAGUUGGCUGGAGUUUCCCUGAUCUCAGUGAGAGUCCUGUCCAUGGCUCUUCUGGUAGUGAAGGAGGAAGUCCCCCAACAUCACACAUUAACAAGGAUCCCGGUGACCAAUCCAGCACCAAAGCUACAGAGUCCCAGGGCCUGAUCCAAGACAUGAGGAGGACAUCACUCAAACACCUGGGAUCAACGUUCAUAUUGUAGAAGAGGAGAAGAGGAAGGAAAGAGAGGAUGAAGUUGUGGUUUCAUCAAUUCUGAAGGAGAAGAAUUUGACUGGGAAUUCUGUUCA